CGCAUGCGCCGUUAGCAGUCGCUGCUGGGCGGCCGCCGGCGGGAUUGGUCUGGGAGACGUGGGGACCGAGUGGCAGCGACUCGGACAUCUGAGCUGCCACUGCCGGAAAGGAGCCCGCAGGACAGAUUAUCAGUAUGCGUUUGCAAGGCUUUAGACUAUGUUUGGGUCUGCUCCUCAUCUCAGUUAAUGCAGAAUUUAUGGAUGAAGGUGUUGAAAUGGAAGACUUUGAUGAAAAUUCAGAAGAGAUUGAUGUUGAUGAAGAUGAACUUCCCUCAGAGAUUCAAUAUAAGACACCUCAAGCUAUAGGAGAAGUAUAUUUUACAGAAACCUUUGAUACUGGAAGGUUGGCUGGGUGGGUCUUAUCGAAGGCAAAGAAAGAUGAUACUGAUGCUGAGAUUUCUAUAUAUGAUGGCAGAUGGGAAAUAGAAGAAUUGAAAGAAAACCGAGUACCUGGUGACAGAGGACUGGUACUGAAAUCGAGAGCAAAGCAUCAUGCAAUUUCUGCUACCUUAUCAAAACCCUUUGUUUUUGCUGAUAAACCUUUGAUAGUUCAAUAUGAAGUAAAUUUUCAAGAUGGUAUUGAUUGUGGAGGUGCAUACAUUAAGCUCCUAGCAGACACUGAUGAUUUGAAUCUGGAAAACUUUUAUGAUAAAACUUCCUAUACCAUUAUGUUUGGACCAGAUAAAUGUGGAGAAGAUUAUAAACUUCAUUUUAUCUUCAGACAUAAACAUCCUAAAACUGGAGUUUUUGAAGAGAAACACGCCAAGCCUCCAGAUGUAGACCUUAAAAAAUUCUUUACAGACAGGAAGACGCAUCUUUAUACCCUUGUGCUGAAUCCAGACAACACAUUUGAAGUAUUGAUUGAUCAAACAGUUGUAAACAAAGGAAGCCUUCUAGAGGACGUGUCUCCUCCUAUUAAUCCUCCCAAAGAAAUUGAAGAUCCCAGUGACAAAAAACCUGAUGAUUGGGAUGAAAGAGCAAAAAUCCCUGAUCCUUCUGCCGUCAAACCAGAUGAUUGGGAUGAAAGUGAACCUGCCCAAAUAGAAGAUUCAAGUGUUGUUAAACCUAAUGGCUGGCUUGAUAAGGAGCCAAAAUUUAUCCCAGAUCCUAAUGCUGAAAAACCUGUAGACUGGAAUGAAGAUAUGGAUGGAGAAUGGGAAGCACCUCAUAUUCCUAAUCCAGCAUGUCGGAUUGGAUGUGGUGAAUGGAAACCUCCCAUGAUUGACAACCCCAAGUUCAAAGGAAUAUGGAGACCUCCAAUGAUUGAUAAUCCUAAUUACCAGGGAAUCUGGAGUCCUCGAAAAAUUCCUAAUCCAGAUUAUUUUGAAGAUGAUCAUCCAUUUCUUUUGACAUCUUUCCGUGCUCUUGGUUUAGAGCUUUGGUCUAUGACCUCUGAUAUCUACUUUGAUAAUUUCAUUAUAUGUUCAGAAAAGGAAGUAGCUGAUCACUGGGCUGCAGAUGGUUGGGGCAUGAAAACAAUGGUAGCAACUGCUAACGAGCCUGGUGUACUUAAACAGUUCAUGGCAGCUGCUGAAGAGCGCCCUUGGCUUUGGAUCAUUUACCUGGUGAUAGCAGUGCUGCCAGUGGUAUUAAUUACUUCAUUUUGUUGGCCAAGAAAAGCAAAGAAAAAAAUUGCAAAUGCAGGGUAUAAAAAAACUGACAUAUGUAAACCACAAACAAAAGGCGCCCUAGAGCAAGAAGUGAAGGAAGAGAAAGCAGCCCUGGAGAAACCAGUAGAUACGGAGGAAGAAAAAAAGCAAAGUGAUGGUGAAAUUCUUGAAAAAGAAGAGAAAGGUGAUCAACCGGAAGAAAAUAGUGAAGAAGAAAUUGAAAUCAUAGAAGGACAAGAAGAAGGCAAUAAAUCAAAUAAAUCUGGAUCAGAAGAUGAGAUGAAGGAAACAGAUGAGAGCACAGGAUCUGGAGAUGGGCCAGUAAAGUCGGUACGCAAAAGAAGAGUACGAAAGGACUAAACUAUAUCCAAGUAUUUUUAAUUCCUGAGAGAAAUAUUUGGCAUUCUAAAAUCAGUGUGCCAGACCUGAACUUGAAUCAGUCUCCAUGUCCUGUUUCUAAUAUAUAAUGUUAUUAUUCUUUCAAAUAUUUAUUUUAGUCUCUCUUUUCAGACAAAAAAAGAAAGAAAAAGCUAACUCUGAAUUUAUGUGGUCUUUGAAUUUAGAAUUUAAAAAUGGCAAGUUAUACAUAUCAAAUCUCCUCUGAGAUUUUAAUAUCAGUAGAAGUUACACAUUUUUAGUAGUUUGGAGUUAGUUUGGGUUUGUACAGAGCAAACUAAUAUGCCGUAGCCUCACUGCUGUUGGAAAUAUCAAUCAGCUGUUGGAAUUCUCACGUAAACAGCUCUACUGCAGCCUAACGGGCAGUUCUAUAAUAAAAUGAAAGAGAGUGUUCUGUUGUACAGAGCUAAAUGCAAUAAAGUUUAUAUAUGGUUGCUUGA
This is a messenger RNA of Chrysochloris asiatica (Cape golden mole), 2446 nucleotides long. It is a transcript of the gene CLGN, whose product is annotated as calmegin. Lineage: Eukaryota; Metazoa; Chordata; Mammalia; Afrosoricida; Chrysochloridae. Gene Ontology annotation, cellular component: endoplasmic reticulum; endoplasmic reticulum membrane. Gene Ontology annotation, biological process: protein folding. Bases 135 to 1970 code for a protein of 611 amino acids. The record is from RefSeq and is a predicted model, not a curated record. Gene Ontology annotation, molecular function: calcium ion binding. The transcript has 15 exons.